Oncorhynchus gorbuscha (pink salmon) is the source of this 1473-nucleotide messenger RNA. RefSeq names its product zinc finger protein 501-like. Gene Ontology annotation, biological process: regulation of transcription by RNA polymerase II. The transcript is spliced from 2 exons. The coding region runs from base 1 to 1473 and encodes 490 amino acids. Lineage: Eukaryota; Metazoa; Chordata; Actinopteri; Salmoniformes; Salmonidae. The record is from RefSeq and is a predicted model, not a curated record. Gene Ontology annotation, molecular function: DNA-binding transcription factor activity, RNA polymerase II-specific; RNA polymerase II cis-regulatory region sequence-specific DNA binding.
AUGGAUGUUAAAGAGGACCAUAAGGAGAUAGAGAUUAAACAGGAGGUGGAGGAGAAGAGAGCGGUCAAAGAGGAGGAGAUGGAGAUUGAAAAGGAACACAAGGAUACAGAAGUCAAAGAAGAGCUGGAGGAGAACGCAGUCAUCAAGGAGAUGGAGGAGAGAGGUGUGAAAGAGGAUGAGGAGACAGAAGUCAAAAAGGAGAGAGGACUAGAAGAACAACAGGAGAGAGAAGUCAAAGAAGAAGAAGAAGAGGAGAACAGGGACAUGUCUGAUCCAGACCUAGAGGAAGAGGAGGCAGCAUUAGAUAGUAUCACUGACCCAGGAGAGCGCCCCAACCCAGGUUCAGACGGUGAGCCCAGUUCCACAGCAUCAGGAAAGCAUCAACAACACCAACGGAGGAACUCAAGACAGAAACAUCACCACUGCAUGGACUGCUUCACUAGUUUCUAUGAUCCAGAGGAGUUGAGAAGGCACACUUGUAGGCCCCACCCCUGCUCAGAUUGCAGAGGCAGUUCCGUGUGUCCAACUCACAUCAUACCAUGCAAAAAGACUAUCAAAAGAAAGAAGACUUACCCCUGUGGUCAAUGUGGGAAGAGUUUUCAGGCACCAAGCAAACUAAAGAAACACCAGAUAACUCACACAGGAGAGAAGCCUUUCCACUGCUCUGUUUGUGGAAAGAGUUUUCCUCUUUCACAGACCUUAAAUAGACACCAGCUGAUCCACACAGGAGAGAAGCCUAUCCACUGCUCCCAAUGUGGGAAGGGCUUUAAGCGACCCGAUUCCCUGAAAAAUCAUCUUAGAAUACACACGGGAGAAAAGCCUUUCCACUGCUCUCAAUGUGGGAAAAGUUUCAGUCAUUCAAACUACUUAAAGACACAUCAGCGAACUCACACAGGAGAGAAGCCUUACCACUGCUCCCAGUGUGGGAAGAGUUUCAAUCAGUCUUCAGAUCUAAAGAUACACCAGCGAACUCACACAGGAGAGAAGCCUCACAAAUGUUUUCAGUGUGGAAAGAGUUUUAGUCAUUCAAGCUACUUAAAGACACACCAGCGAACUCACACAGGAGAGAAGCCUUACCACUGCCUUCAGUGUGGGAAGAGUUUCAAUCAGUCUUCAGAUCUAAAGACACACCAGCGAACUCAUACAGGAGAGAAGCCUUAUCACUGCUCUCAGUGUGAAAAGAGUUUCAGUCAGUUUUCAAGUCUGAAGACACACCAGCUAACUCACACAGAAAAUAGGUCAUACCACUGCUCCCAUUGUGGAAAGGUUUUCAGUCUGUUGCACCACCUAAAUAGACACCAGCAAACUCACAAAGGAGAAAAGACUCACCAAUGCUCUCGAUGUAGGAAAAGUUUCAGUCAGUCAUCAAAUCUGAAGACACACCAGUUAAAGUAUCACAGCCCUGACACCGGACAAAGUUCUCUUGCUUUAGAAGAAAGUCAACUUAAAACCACAGAAGUAAAACACAUGUAA